Molecule: messenger RNA, 1080 nt
Organism: Plenodomus lingam JN3
Lineage: Eukaryota; Fungi; Ascomycota; Dothideomycetes; Pleosporales; Leptosphaeriaceae
Source: RefSeq, a predicted model, not a curated record
AUGUGGUUCUGGGAGUAUGUUUUAUACAUGUACGGCCAAAGAUACGUUUUGGGUCAGAAAGUCUGUCCAAGUGGAGACCUCGAGCCUGCGUAUAUGAAUCGCAACGAUCAACUGCUUGCAUACAAUGCAACGGCUGCUUCUACUACAUUCGCAACCGUUACCCAGACUUCAGCCGCUGAGACCGCAGGAGCGACCGACACAUCGAAUACUGCCCAAGAAAAAGAUGAUACGCCCGUAGCUGCCAUCGCAGGUGGUGUGGCAGGUGGUGUCUUCGCCCUCACUGCCAUAGCAGGUUUCCUAAUCUACUACUGCUGCUUCAUCAAGAAAUCGAGAAAAGCCCGCGCAGAGAGACAAACAGCAGAAGAACAGACAAACAAAGAAAUGCAACUGCGACUUCAACAGCACCGCGAUGCACCACCAGACUACACAAGCCCCUCACACAUCCCAGCCCCUUUCCACCACUCCACCGACAACAGCAACAGCAAUAACAAUAACACUUACUACGCCUACACCCACCCGCACGAAGACCAACCGCCUUCCCCACAAGAACUCCCCAUCCACUCCCCCAAUCCCAACAAGUCCUCCCCAACCCACACCCGUGGACCCUCCGAACUCUCCGCCGACAACACACUGAGCGAACUCGAAACCCCAGAUACAACACCAAAGCACCAUCCAGGCGAAUUCAAACAGAUACCCAGUGCGUUUGUGCAGACGCCGCCAACGGAGUAUACCGAGGAAGCGCUGCAUGUGCGGAACGGGGCACGCGGGCGGGGGAGACGGAGUAGGUUCGUGGAGAUGAGUCCGAUGGGUGGGGUUGCAAAUGGGGCGCGUGAUGCAAGAUCAACGGAUCCUGUGGUUGCGAGGAGUGCGUGGGUUGCACCGCAGGACUGGGGAUUUUAUCCUCCGGCUGUGGCGGAGGGCGGGUUGAGGAGUCAACGGGGAAGUCGGAAGGGGCGGGGGUUAGGGGUGGAUGGGGUGGAUGAUAUCAUGGCGAGGAUGGGAAGAUUGGAGAGAUUGGAUGAUCAGAGAGCGGUGAGGGGUGGAUCGAAGCCGUGUCGUGAAGACGUUGGUGACACUUGA